Messenger RNA from Sorex araneus (European shrew), 3835 nucleotides. It is a transcript of the gene RAB11FIP3, whose product is annotated as RAB11 family interacting protein 3. Bases 1 to 2970 code for a protein of 989 amino acids. Gene Ontology annotation, molecular function: calcium ion binding. Gene Ontology annotation, biological process: regulation of cytokinesis; endocytic recycling. The record is from RefSeq and is a predicted model, not a curated record. The transcript has 15 exons. Gene Ontology annotation, cellular component: recycling endosome membrane; midbody; endocytic vesicle. Lineage: Eukaryota; Metazoa; Chordata; Mammalia; Eulipotyphla; Soricidae.
AUGGAGCCCGCGCGCCGGCACGCGCGCCCCCCCGGGCCGCCGGGCGCGGCCGCCCACCCCGGCCUGGAGCCGGACGCGGACGCCGCCUGUCACCCGGACCCCGACGUGGACGCCGCCGAUGACCCGGGGCCCGCCGCGGACCCCGGGCACGAGGCGGACGCCCACCGAGACCCCGACGCGGACACUGACCUCGAGGCUAACGCCUAUCGGGACUCCGACUUGGACCCUGGCCUCGAGGCGGACGCCCACUCGGACCCCGACGCGGACCCUGGGCAUGAGGCGGACGCCCACCUGGACCGCGACGCGAACCCCGACCUCGAGGCGGACGCCCACCCGGACACCUACUUGGACCCUGGCCUCGAGGCGAACGCCCACCGGGACCCCGACUUGAACCCUGGCCUCCAGGCGGACGCCCACCCGGACCCCGCCGCUGACCCCAGGCACGAGGCGAACGCACACCCGGACCCCUGCUUGGACCCUGGCUUUCAGGCGGACGCGGACCCCGGCCUCCAAUCGGACGUCUACCCGGACCCCGACUUGGACCCCGGCCUCGAGGCGGACGCCCACCCGGACCCCGGCUUGGACCCUGGCCUCGAGGCGGACGCCCACCCGGACCCCGGCUUGGACCCCGGCCUCGAGGCGGACGCCCACCCGGACCCCGGCUUGGACCCCGGCCUCGAGGCGGACGCCCACCCGGACCCCGGCUUGGACCCCGGCCUCGAGGCGGACGCCCACCCGGACCCCGGCUUGGACCCCGGCCUCGAGGCGGACGCCCACCCGGACCCCGGCUUGGACCCCGGCCUCGAGGCGGACGCCCACCCGGACCCCGGCUUGGACCCCGGCCUCGAGGCGGACGCCCACCCGGACCCCGACGUGGACCCCGCCUAUGACCCCGACUCUGACGCAGACCUCGGCCUCGAGGCGGACGCGGACCCCGACGCGGACCCCGACCGCCAGACGGACGCCCGCCCUGACCCCGACGCCGACCCCCGCCUCGAGGCGGACGCCCGCCCGGACCCCCACCCGGUCCCCGGCCCGCUCUUGUGGCCCGCGGAGCCAGAGAGGCCGAGCCCCAGGGUUCCCGGGACCCGCGCGGCUGAGCUCUUCCCCGGGCUCGAGGGGGCGGCCGGCCACCCGGGGCGGGCCCCGGGCCCCAGCCAGGCGCAGCCCGGCCCCGGCGAGCCCGACGACGGCCCCCGGCUCCGCGCCGUGUUCGACGCGCUGGACGCGGAUGGGGACGGCUUCGUGCGCACGGAGGACUUCGUGCAGUUCGCCACCGUCUACGGUGCGGAGCAGGUGAAGGGCCUAACAAGAUACCUGGACCCCAGUGGGCUCGGCGUGAUCAGUUUCGAGGACUUCUUCCGGGGAAUCACGGCCAUCAGAAAUGGAGAUCCCGAAGGCCCACCGGCCCCUGAGGAGGAGCCCCAGGUCUGCCCUGAUGAGUUCGACGACUUUGUCACCUAUGAGGCCACUGAGGUGACAGACAGCGCCUACAUGGGCUCCGAGAGCACGUACAGUGAGUGUGAGACCUUCACCGACGAGGACACCAGCACCCUGGUGCACCCCGAGCUGCACCCCGAAGGGGACGCGGACAGCACGGGUGGCUCGGCCGUGGCCUCAGAGUGCCUGGACGGCGUGGAGGAUCCCGGCCACGGUGCCCUGUUGCUGCUCCCGGGCAGAUCCCUCCUGCACAGCCAGGCCGUCGUCACGGUGAUUGGGGGUGAGGAGCACUUUGAGGACUACGGAGAGGGCGGCGAGGGAGAGCUGUCCGCGGAGGCGCUCUGCAAUGGGGAGCAGGCAUGCAGCGGCCCCGCCUUCCUCACGCCCAGCGCCGACCCACUUGCCACAAAGCUGCACGGCAUCCUUGCUGAUGAGGCGUUUGAGUUUUAUUGUAGCCAGUGCUACAAACAAAUCAACCGCCUAGAGGACCUUUCUGCUCGCCUGAAUGACCUUGAGAUGAAUAGCCCGACGAAGAGGCUCUCCAGCAAGAAGGUGGCCAGGCACCUGCUCCAGUCCGGGGCCCUGAGCAUGGAGGCCCUGCAGGCCCCGCCCUCAGAGCCCGAGGAGGACCUGGACGAGGACAUUGCCGACAAGGUUGUCUUCCUGGAGAAGCGGGUGUCUGAGCUGGAGAGGGACACGGCUGCCAACGGGGAGCAGCACAGUCGGCUACGGCAGGAGAACCUGCAGCUGGUGCACAGAGCCAAUGCGUUGGAAGAACAGCUGAAGGAGCAGGAGCUGCGAGCCUGUGAGACAGUCCUGGAGGAGGCACGGAGGCAGCGGGAGCUGCUGAGCAGGAUGGAGAGAGAGAAGAGCAUCGAGGUGGAGAAUCUGCAGGCCAGGCUGCAGCAGCUGGACGAGGAGAACAGCGAGCUGAGGUCCUGCACACCCUGUCUGAAGGCCAGCAUCCAGCGGCUGGGGGAGGAGAAGCAGAAGCUGCUGGAUGAGAUUGAGGAGCUGUCACUGAGGCUCAGUGAAGAGCAAGAGAACAAGAGGAGACUGGGGGACCGGCUGAGUCAGGAGAGACACCAGUUCCAGAGGGACAAGGAGGCCACCCAGGAGCUGAUCGAGGACCUGCGCAAGCAGCUGGAGCACCUGCAGCUGUUCAAGCUGGAGGCGGAGCAGCGCCGCGGCCGGAGCGGCAGCUCGGGGCUGCAGCACUACAACAGCCGUACCCGGGAGAGCGAGCUGGAGCAGGAGGUCCGCAGACUUAAGCAGGACAACCGGAACCUGAAGGAGCAGAACGAUGAGCUGAACGGGCAGAUCAUCACCCUGAGCAUCCAGGGAGCAAAGAACCUCUUCAGCACGUCCUUCUCCGAGUCCCUGGCGGCAGAGAUCAGCUCCGUGUCCCGAGAUGAGCUCAUGGAAGCGAUUCAGAAACAGGAGGAGAUCAACCUGCGUCUGCAGGACUACAUCGACAGGAUCAUUGUGGCCAUCAUGGAGACCAACCCCUCCAUCCUGGAGGUCAAGUAGAGGCAGGAGCCCCAGUCGCCCCUCACCUGUGCAGAUUGGGCGGUGCUUGGUUUUCAGGCUGGGUGAACCCCUGGCGAGCUUCUGCUGCUCCCUGCUGGGGCUGCUGCUCACACCCAGCCUCACCUGCUCCUGGGGAGCCAGGGAGAAUGGGCAGGUGAGGCCUGGAGCACUGGACUGACUGGGCGCCCCGCAGCCCCACACUGCUCCGGCUCCCGUGCUGCUCUUGCCGCCGCCCCACCAGGCCUGUGAGUGCGGGGCACGCUCCAAGCGCUUCCCCCAUGAACCUUUGCUGCAGUGACCCUCGGCACUCUGUGCCCAGGACCCAGCCCUGCAGGUCCUGGUGUGGGCAUCCCCGUGUCAGGUGACUUCCAGUCCUGUGUGUUCUCAGCUGUCCUCUCAAGCAGGUCCAGAACUGGAAGCGCAGGUUCCUGGGAUGACUCAAGAGUGCAGUCCCCUGGAAGAACAUGGUCUGGGCAGCUUCUGCUCAGGAACCGCGGCCUCACCUGCCCCAGGAGCGGCAGCCCCCCCAACCCCGCCCCAUGGACCACUGAGCCUACCCUGGGCUGAGCACCCACAGCAUGUAUGAGGGUGUGUGUGUGUGUGUGUGUGUGCGCGCGUGUGAGUGCGCGUGUGUGGGCGCCUGCCUCCCUCAGCCUCCCCAGCCCGCCCACCCACAGAGAUAUGAUGUGGCCUCAUAAUUGUACAUUUUGGGGAAAGCUUUGGGUGUAAAUCAGUGUAAACUUGGAGGAGAGAUUUUUUAUCAUGUAGAGUAGGUAUUUUUUAUAGAUUGAAGGUUGAUCAAUUUUUUAAUACUUCUGAGAGAAAACUGUGUAUACACAUGAAAUAUAUAUAUGUACGUACCCUC